CUCUUGCAUUUCUCCAACUCUUGGGCCCUUCCUCAAAUUUCAAAUGGAGGCUCCCGUCAGGAGAUUGGCUUCUUCCGCUCUCCAUCGCCACCUCCUCCUCCACCAAUCGCUGCAAACGAUCCACCCCCCAUUCCCAUUCCUCGGCCGCCGCCGCGCGGUUGCCGCGCGAAGCCGCUCCUUCUCCGUCGCUUGCGUCCACUCUCGGCCUCCCCCCUCGCCGGGCUCGAAAUCCCUCAACCUCCCUUCGCCUCUCUCCCCACUCCACCGCUCGCCCAAUCCCGUGCCUCCGGGCGCCAACGGAGGCCCAUUCGCGAGCGCGCGCGACAGCUCCUCCUUCGCCUGGAGCUUAGCUCCGGCGACCUCCGACGGCCCGAGGGACGGGGUCCGUGUCGACGGGGGCCCCACCGUGACCGUUGUUUUGUUGGGCUGGCUUGGAGCGAAGCGGAAGCACCUGAGGAGGUACGUGGAGUGGUACAACUCCAAGGGGUUCCACGCGGUCACAUUUAUCGUCGGCGUCGGGGAGAUGCUUUCGCUGGACUUGGGUCACGGCGUCGAGGGCCGGAUCAACGAGUUGGCGAGUGAACUGAUCGCUUGGGUUUCGGAGAGGGAGGAGGACGGCGGAGAGCGUUGUUUGCUCUUCCACAGCUUCAGCAACACCGGGUGGUUUGUGUAUGGUGGGAUACUGGAGAGGAUGCGUUGUAGGCUGGAUUUGAUUGAGAAAAUCAAAGGCUGUAUCAUUGAUUCUGGAGGAGCCGAACCCUUUAAUCCAAAGGUUUGGGCCGCCGGAUUCUCUGCUGCUCUGGUAAGAAAAAGUAGCUCGUCAGUUGAGGGAAAAGAUAUGCAUGCAUCCAACAAUGGAGGAUCAAACAAACAAGAAGAUGAGGGGAUAAUUGAAACAGCGGUCCUUUCAGCUUUGGAAUGGCUGUUCUCUGCUGUUCUGAAGUUGCCCGAUGUGGAGAGGAGGCUUACGAAAAUAGUCAAUAUCCUCUCUGAGGCGCAGCCACAUUGUCCCCAGCUCUACCUCUAUAGUACAGCCGAUAAAGUAAUACCAUAUGAAUCCGUGGAGUCGUUUAUGGAAACUCAGAGGAGGAUGGGAAGAAAAGUGUCCUCUUUCAACUUUGGAUCAUCUCCUCACGUGGACCACUACAGGACAUUUCCUGAUCUAUACAUGUCGCAGAUCGAGAAUUUCAUAAAAGAAUGUCUUGCUCCAGUAAGUGAAUCCUGCAAACGAGGAUGAGACCUAUGACAUUGGUCGCUCUUCGCACUCUUCAUGCUGGUAAACUCACCAAUUCAUGUCUGGUGCUUGUUCCA
Molecule: messenger RNA, 1311 nt
Organism: Rhodamnia argentea
Lineage: Eukaryota; Viridiplantae; Streptophyta; Magnoliopsida; Myrtales; Myrtaceae
Product: transmembrane protein 53-B
Exons: 7
Coding region: 44-1237 (397 amino acids)
Source: RefSeq, a predicted model, not a curated record